Cynocephalus volans (Philippine flying lemur) is the source of this 945-nucleotide messenger RNA. Its product is annotated as olfactory receptor 13D1-like. The record is from RefSeq and is a predicted model, not a curated record. Gene Ontology annotation, biological process: G protein-coupled receptor signaling pathway; detection of chemical stimulus involved in sensory perception of smell. The transcript has a single exon. Gene Ontology annotation, cellular component: plasma membrane. Gene Ontology annotation, molecular function: olfactory receptor activity; G protein-coupled receptor activity. Bases 1 to 945 code for a protein of 314 amino acids. Lineage: Eukaryota; Metazoa; Chordata; Mammalia; Dermoptera; Cynocephalidae.
AUGGAGAUGGGGAAUUACUCUGCCAUGACCAAAUUCUUUCUGGUGGGGCUUUCCCAAUACCCAGAGCUCCAGCUUUUUUUGUUCCUGCUCUGCCUCAUCAUGUACGUGAUAAGCAUCCUAGGAAACAGCUUCCUCAUCCUCAUCAGCAUCCUGGAUUCUCACCUCCACACUCCCAUGUACUUCUUCCUUCGAAACCUCUCAUUCUGGGACAUCUGUUACACAUCAUCAUCCAUUCCUCCGAUGCUUGUUAUAUUUCUGUCUGAGAGAAAAUCUAUCUCCUUCUUUGGCUGUGCUCUGCAAAUGGUUGUCUCCCUUGGCUUGGGCUCCACUGAGUGUGUCCUCCUGGCUGUGAUGGCCUGUGACCGGUAUAUGGCCAUCUGCAACCCACUGAAGUACCCCAUCAUCAUGAACAAGGCGCUAUAUGUGCAUAUGGCUGCGUGGUCCUGGAUCCUCGGCUGUCUGAACUCCCUGAUGCAAACAGUCCUGACAAUGGUGUUGCCUUUCUGUGGAAAUAAUGUCAUUGAUCAUCUUACCUGUGAGAUCCUGGCUCUUCUUAAACUCAUAUGCUCAGAUAUCUCCAUGAACAUGCUUAUCAUGACAGUGGCAAGUAUUGUUUUAUUGAUAAUUCCUCUGCUAUUAAUUUUUAUCUCCUAUAUUUUCAUUCUCUCUUCCAUCCUGAGAAUUAAUUCUGCUGAGAGGAGAAAGAAAGCCUUUUCCACCUGUUCAGCUCACCUGGCUGUGGUCAUCUUAUUCUAUGGUUCAGCCCCUUUUAUGUGCAUGAAGCCCAAGUCAAAGGACACAAAGACAUAUGAUAAAAUCAUUGGGCUCUCUUAUGGAGUGGUAACCCCAGUGUUGAACCCCAUCAUCUACAGCCUGAGAAAUAAGGAGGUCAAAGAGGAUGUGGAGAAAAUCCUCAGUGGAUACCUGUACUCACGGAAAAUAUGA